This is a messenger RNA of Darwinula stevensoni, 5964 nucleotides long. Lineage: Eukaryota; Metazoa; Arthropoda; Ostracoda; Podocopida; Darwinulidae. The record is from the annotation of a GenBank genome assembly.
AUGACUCUUCUCCCGUUCACCCCUUCCACUUCCACCAUCAUACCCAUAUGCACGGUUGGCGUCAUCCGUACAGAUCUUCCUCAGAGUAAUUCAGGAUUCGAGCUGGCUUCGAUGUUCGCUGGCAUCGGGACAGGUUACGAGAUGGAGGUGUACUUGACUCAGGCCAGGGAUGCGGCGAGGAAACUGAUCAGCAGGUCCAAGAGGGAACCUGGUAUCAUGUAUCUCGUUCCGGAACAUCUGGAUUUGCCAGAAAGUCUCAAUCCCGGGGAUGAACUUGAGAUCGUGUGCCACUACAAUACAUCAGCCACAUCCUCACCACUGAGAAUCGGGCCCAGGACGGAGGACGAAAUGUGCAAUCUCCUCAUCUACUACUGGUCGGAGUCCAACUUCGGUCUACCUCCCGUUACUUGGGAAGAGACGAUGUCGUUGUCGAUAUCAACUAUCAAAAAGAACCGUGCGUCCAAAGAGGAUUAUGCCUGCAGCAAUGAGGACAAGGAGCAAGAAUCCACUCACACUUGGUGCUGCUCCCUGACCUUACGUUUGCGGAACCGUCCCAGGGCCAUAAUAGCUUGUGGGUAUGGAGGCUCGUCGAGCCUCCAUGCACAUGAGACUGAAGAGGGGGGUUUCAUUCACACUCUGCGGGUGCAGAGACUGCAGGGAACAUGGGGGUACCAGAUGAAGGUCUAUCGACGCACACUCGAUUCGAAGAGAAUUCUGCUGGCUUCAGCCGAGAAGAGGCCGGGAAAAAUGUAUUUGGUCCCACUCUACCAGGACUUCUCUCCCAUCAACCCCGGAGACGCAUUGGAGGUUGAAUGCCGCUACAAGAGGGAGCCUGUUUCGGACGAGGCAACGAUGCGCAUCGGGGCGAGUUGGCGAGAUGAGAUGUGCGACUUUCUCAUAUAUUACUGGUCCAGAACUUUGGAAAAGCAGCCUCCACCCAUUUGUCAAGCUCCUGUGGAAGACAUAGAACUGCCCUUCACGAUCCCUUUCAACUGGAUUCAAGGGGCUCCAAGUCUCGGCGGGGCCUUUCCCCGAUGCACAAAUCCUGACCGAGUCGUCCAUCGACACGCACAGGAGAAGCGCCGCGCCGCGUUUUCAGUCGAGAAGUUCCGGGACUCGCAAUCACGCAUAGAGGACAUGCUUGCGGAGUCAAGAACUCGUUGUGUGAUGCAGCCAUUGGUGUUGCUACUUGCCCCGUAUAUUGUAUUGUACUGGCCCGUGACCUCUGGUCACAAAGGAUGCCCAACUGAAUGCCUCUGUUCAAAAGGGCUCGUGGACUGCUCCUACAGGAGACUGGACCAUGUCCCAUCCUUGUGGCCACCAGACACCUUGAAAAUAAAUCUGCAGGGGAACAACCUCACGGAGAUACGCAGUGGAGAUUUCGCCGAUCUCUCUAAAGUCAUGGCACUGACAUUGACGGAUAAUCGUAUCUCCAGGAUUGAGAAAGGCGCCUUCAGGGAUCUGUCUUCUCUGCAGAGACUUGAUUUGAGUCACAACGAGAUCACCGUACUCGACAAGAGGACCUUUCGAGGAGCCGAGCAACUGAAACACUUGCACCUGGCUCAUAACAAGUUGCAAUGCAUCUUAAGAGAUUCCUUCAAACAUCACCGAGAUCUGGAGCUCAUUUCCCUGCAGGCCAACAAUCUAACAUGGAUUCACCCUGAAGUGUUCUCUCCUCUGCCUAACCUUCGCCUGGUCCGUCUGGAAUGGAAUCCAUGGGACUGCAGCGGUUGCCAAGCCGUCGUCCUCUCCAAAGCCUUGAAUGGCAUGAAGGCCCGGCUUGGAGAUGGUUACUCCCAACCACGAUGUGCUAUUCCAGCUGAUAAACGAGGCCAACUUGUGACCUCCCUUGUUAUAGAUGGCCUCAGGUGUUCCGGUGAAGUUGAAGCACAUUGGGGCUGUGAGUCCUUGGAUGAGAUGGCAGCAGCAGCUGAUGCUCCAUCGUUUGGGUGUCCAUCAAAAUGCCGCUGCAAUGGAGAUGGUGUCGUCGAUUGCAGAGCUCAGGACCUCACCGACAUACCUAAGAAUAUCCCUCUUGAUUCCGUAGAAAUACGAUUGGAGCAGAAUCUCCUCACUGAAAUCCCUUCCAGGGCCUUCACCCCCUUCAAGAAACUCAAAAGGAUAGAUUUGAGCCACAACCAGAUCAGCACAGUGGCGAGCGAUGGCUUUGCGGGAUUGCAGGACCUCACGUCUCUUGUCCUCUACGGCAACAAGAUAUCCAGUCUUCCCGAAGGACUCUUCCACGGACUGCAUUCCCUUGAGCUUCUGUUACUGAACGCCAACCAACUGAAAUGCAUCCCUGGAGGUUCCUUCAAGGACUUGCGGAAACUCUUUCUUCUAUCCCUGUACGACAAUGCCUUGGAGACUUUACCUGUGGGUCUCCUGGAUCCUUUGGUCAGCAUCCAGACAUUGCACCUGGCCAAGAACGAGUGGGUAUGUGACUGCCAUCUACGAAGCACGGCCGAGUUUCUCACCAGACAUCAAGGGAUCGAAACCUCCGGUGCCAAAUGCGCAGCUCCUUCCAGCAUGCAGAAGAAAAAAUUAUCAUCUCUGUUCCCAGCAAAACUCACUUGUAAUCUGGGAGAUCCAGUACCUCAGGGGUGUGCAAAGGAUUCAGGGUGCCCGAGUUCAUGUUCCUGCCAAGGUUCAACCGUGGAUUGUUCAAACCGCCACCUGAAGUCGCCUCCGUCGAACCUCCCUCCACAAACGACAAAACUGAUCUUGUCAAGGAACCAGCUGGAGACCAUGGAACCCGGGGUUUUCGAGACCCUUACCCAACUCCGAUCCUUGAGUCUGAACGACAACAAGCUCACAUGUCUUCCCCAAGGCGCCUUUAAGGGACUCGACAAGCUCCAAGAAGUAUCGUUGGCGGGCAAUCAACUGGAAUGUGAUUGCGAUCUUGGAUGGCUGAGCGAAUGGCUACAACAGAGAGGGAUAAUUGAAUCAGGUGCAAGGUGCUAUGUCCCUUCCAUGUUAGCAGGGAAGCCCAUAGAUCAACUCCCGAGGGACCUUUUCAAAUGUUCCAAUCCGGGAAAAUCGGCAUGCAAGAAACUGGCUGCAGACGCUAUGCCCUCCGUCGUCUGUCCGCCGCAGUGCAAGUGCGAGGACAAGAAAGUUAGAUGCAGCCAUGCAAAGCUGGAUCAAAUCCCCUAUCCCAUCCAUGCUGACACAGAAGAAUUGUACUUGGACGCAAACGAGAUCAAGGAAGUGAACCCUAUGAAACUCAAACAUCUCAAGAAUCUACAGCGACUAGAUCUAAGCAAUAACCGAGUCUCCUACUUGGACGCAGACGCUUUCCAAGGACUCCAUAGUCUCCACACUUUGAUUCUGAGCUACAAUAAGAUCGAGUGUCUCCAUAAGGCGGCAUUCUCAGGACUGGGGGGGCUGCGAAUCCUGUCUUUGCACGGGAACGAAAUCUCCAAGGUCCCUGCUGGGGCCUUCGACGAUCUUCAUUCCAUCAGCCAUCUGGCGCUGGGUUCGAACCCCUUGUUCUGUGACUGUCACUUGCAAUGGCUGAGUGAGUGGGUGAAGAGGGACUAUGUAGAGCCAGGAAUAGCGAAAUGCCACGAUCCAGCGCCAAUGAGGGACCAGCUCAUCCUAACUGCUCCUUCCGCCUCUUUCACCUGUAAAGAGCCUGCCCCUCCCCACGUCCUGGCGAAAUGCGAUGCCUGCUUCAACUUCCCCUGUCGCAAUGGUGGCACUUGUGAGUCGCAACCGAUGAAGAACUUCACCUGUCUCUGUGGUCCGGGUUACUAUGGCAGCCAGUGUGAGCAUGCAAUAGAUGCUUGCUUUGGAGAGCCUUGUGCCAACGGGGGGACCUGCGAAGUCAUCGAAGAAGGACGUUUCAGUUGUCACUGUGGAGUGGGCUUUACUGGACUUCGAUGUGAGGAGAACGUGGAUGACUGCGACGGGCAUAAAUGUCGCAAUAAUGCCACCUGCAUUGACCUCAUUGAUGAUUACAGAUGCAACUGCCUACCUGGAUUCGCAGGUGAAUUUUGUGAGAAAAAGAUCGCGGCGUGUACGAAGGAAUGGAAUCCGUGCGCGAACGGUGGCCGCUGCAUCAACACAGGAUCGGAUUAUUCCUGUGAGUGUCCGACUGGGUACCACGGUCGCCAUUGCACGAGCACGGAGACAGAUUGUGUGAAGAAAGGCUGUCACAAUGGAGGGACUUGUACAAAUCGUUCCGUUGGUGCCAGUUCCGUUUAUCACUGUAUCUGUCCGGUGGGAUUCUCGGGGGAUCUGUGCGAGAUCCGACCACAGGUGGAACUCUAUGCUGCCACUUCCCCCUGUCCAUACGAUUGCAUCCAUGGACGUUGUUACCAACCUUCCUCUGCCGAUUACAUCUGCAAGUGCGAACCUGGAUACUCUGGUAAGGGCUCUCCUCAAACUGGUAUGCCAUGUUCAUGGAUUCGGAACAUCCAGGAGGAUCCUCGCGUGUCGAUACUUUCUAUUACAGGGAAACGCUGUGAAACGCUGACGAGUGUGACGUUGUUGGAGGCGAAUUCUUACGUGGCGCUUUCUCCGCUGCGGACGACGAACCCGAACGCGAACAUCACGCUCGUCUUUGCCUCUCGGAACAAGGAAGGAGUCCUCAUAUACACGGGGCAAACUCAGCAUCUCGCCGUCGAGCUCUUCCUCGGCCGCCUCAGAGUCAGCUACAAUGUCGGCAACCAUCCAGUCUCCAUCAUGUACAGCUUCGAGGAGGUGUGCGAUGGGAAGCCGCAUCGGGUGGAGUUCAUCUCCGCUCAGAGGAAUCUGAGCAUGGUGGUGGAUGGUGGGAAGAUGCAGACGAUCGUGAAUGCAGGGCCGAAGGAAUCCUUGGAAGUCUCCACACCUCUUUUCAUCGGUGGGAUCCCCCCGGAAACGGCUAACCGAGCCGUCCGUCACCACCAUUUGAGGAAUAGCACCAGCUUGCGGGGUUGCAUCCAGGGGCUGUUUUUGAACGGGGCAGCUGUGGACAUGGAGACGGCGUUGAGACAGCAUCUCUUGGCACCUGGCUGUCAAAUCUCAGCAGGAGCUGGGAGGCUCGUCCCAUAUACUUAUCAACCAUCUUCAGCAGUCAGUGUGAACGACCUCGGGAAAGAGGAAUGGCCGAAGGCGGAAGGCAAGAACGAAGUAGAAGAGAGGGAAGAAGACGAGGAUUUGGACGAUGACGUCGACGAGGAGGAAGAUACGGGAGGUCUCGAGGGCCAGGAAAAUAUGACCAAGAAAAACCCAUGUGAGAACCAUAAGUGUCACAUGGGGAAAUGUAAGCCAAGGGGGGAUACCUACCGCUGCAGGUGCCGCGGAGGCUGGAGUGGAAAACUCUGUGAUCAAGCCCCAACCUGCCGGAAGGAGAAAUACCGGGAUUACUACAAGGAAAAUGGGUGCCGGUCCCGGCGACCAGUGACAAAUGCCAGGUGUCGAGGGAAAUGCGGCCGGAGAUGCUGUCAAGUGCGGAAGAGCAAGCGGAGACGUAUCCGCCUCAUCUGCAACGACGAAUGGGCAGGGGAAGCGCCUCAGGUUAAAGACGAGAAGAAGAAGGAAAUCAUAGCAUCCCUGAAGAAAAAUGGAGUGCAGUGGGAGCCAGAGAAGUGGCCCCCAGUCCCACUGGACACUCAGAGUAGUGGGGUAGGACUCCUGGAAUCCCUUUCGCUAACUCUAACAGGAUCACUCCUGCAUCUUCCUCUCCUCAGGAAGCUUCUUGAGCAUGAAGAUCCUCAGGACACUCCUAGCCUCAUCCAGAAAGCAGCAGAGAUCCUUAGAAGACCGAUUGUCCUUAUCGGGGAAAAAUUAUCUGGCACCUUCUUCCCAAGAGGGACGGGUGGGAAUGAGGACCUGCAAGGUAUGCUACUCUUCGCUCAUGAAGAUGCUCAACACAUCUCCAUCCUCCCUGUUGUUCCCCAACGCAGUACUGUGAUAAGCAAAGUAUUCCAGGUAAAUAGAAAGAUAGAAAGAAUGGGAAGUGAAGCUGCUCCCCAGUAA